Brachypodium distachyon (stiff brome) is the source of this 3745-nucleotide messenger RNA. Its product is annotated as receptor kinase-like protein Xa21. Gene Ontology annotation, molecular function: protein kinase activity; protein binding; ATP binding. Gene Ontology annotation, biological process: protein phosphorylation. The record is from RefSeq and is a predicted model, not a curated record. NCBI's taxonomy places the organism in Eukaryota, Viridiplantae, Streptophyta, Magnoliopsida, Poales, Poaceae. The transcript is spliced from 3 exons.
GUUUGAACUUGAAAUUUAACACCUAUAGAUAUACAACAUAUCGCUCCCCCGGAAUAUGCUGUCAUCUUUGUGCCAGUUAGCGCCAAAUAAGUCUAUGUGCGGCGAGCGAGAUGCCCAUAAGGCACAGCUGUACUAUAAAAUAGUGCGGACUGUUUGUUAAGUAAUGGACAAGAGUGGAAGAACUUCCAUAUAAGCACAAGAUAACAUAUACUGUCAGUCAGUAUCUAUCAUCUCUAUUUAUUACCUGUUCUCCUUCCUGGGUGAAGCAACAGCAGGCCCCAGUAUGACCGGAGCACCAGCAUUGCUCGUCUUGGUCUUCCCCUUGCUUCUGUGCCACUGCCCUCUCUUCUCCCUUGCUCAACCGCCCUCCUCCCCGGCGGGGGGAGCCAACGAUGAGCUCACUCUCCUCUCCUUCAAGUCCAAGCUAUCCGGGUCCUCACCGUUGGUCUCAUGGAACAUGUCUAGCCACUACUGCAGCUGGCCAGGAGUCGUAUGUGGCGAGAAGCACCCGGAGAGGGUCGUCGCGCUGCCAUUGCGUUCUGCCAACCUGUUGGGACCUGUCUCGCCAUUCUUGGGAAACCUAUCCUUUCUCCGGGAGCUGGACCUCGGCGACAACCACCUCGCUGGUCUGAUACCACCGGAGUUCGGCCGCCUCGCCAGGCUCCAGGAGCUCAACUUGAGUGUGAACUCUCUCCAGGGAACCAUCCCUGAGGCCCUGGCAGGCUGCUCAAGCCUCAUGACGAUUGAUCUAAACAGGAACCAUCUCAAAGGAGCGAUUCCACGAUGGCUGCCGAACCUGACAUCCAUGGAAUACUUGAGCUUGGGAGGCAACAGGUUAUCCGGUGAGAUACCACCAGGUUUGGGCAACCUCUCCAAGCUCCGGCGUCUCGCUCUCUCCACCAACAUGCUGUCAGGAGCCAUCCCUUCGUCCUUAGGGCGCUUGCCCAAUCUAUCAUGGCUCAGCUUAGGCUACAACAAUCUGACUGGAGCGGUCCCCACUUCCAUCUGGAACAUUUCCUCUCUGGUAUUCUUCUCCGUCCAGCAAAACAUGCUCAGUGGAACAAUACCGCCAAAUGCAUUCGACGCUCUUCCUAAUCUCCAGAGCAUAUACAUAGACCACAACGGGUUCCAUGGGCAGAUCCCAGCUUCCGGAGCUAAUGCUUCCGAAGUGUCAUUGCUUCAGCUCUACUACAACUUCUUUGACGGAGUAAUUCCUCCGGAGCUCGGAAGGUUACGAAAUCUGUACUGGCUACAGAUCUCCGCAAAUUUGUUUGAAGCUCAGGAGCCCAGAGAUUGGGGAUUUGUAGCCGCAUUAGCAAAUUGCUCCCAGUUAACAGUUCUUGAAAUGGGUGCCAAUAAGCUGGAGGGAGUUCUACCUGAUUCACUUUCAAAUCUUUCUACCUCGUUGAUGUAUCUCAGUCUUAGUGGCAACAAAAUAUCAGGAAGCAUCCCUAGAGAUAUAGGUAACCUUGUUAACUUGCAAAAUCUCGAUCUUUCAAACAACUCUUUCACCGGCACGCUUCCCUCUUCCUUGAGUAGGCUUAACAAUUUGGUCGAACUCUAUGUAAGAGAAAAUAAAAUGAGUGGCUCAAUUGAUCCAUGGACAGUAGGAAACCUUACUAACCUAAACUAUUUGGGCAUCAGCAAAAAUGCCUUCAGUGGUAGGUUACCAAGUACAAUUGGAAACCUUAGAAAGUUGUUGGCACUCGAUCUUUCAGGUAAUAGAUUCACCGGGCCAAUGCCAAAAGGUUUGUUCAAUAUCUCUGCCCUCUCCGUAAAUUUGGAUCUAUCCCAUAAUAACCUGGAGGGAUCCAUACCACAAGAAAUCGGUAAUAUGAAAAAUCUGGUAGAAAUCAAUGCAGAGUCAAACAAACUUACGGGUGCAAUCCCUGACACCCUUGGUGAGUGUCAACUUCUCCAGAACCUAUACCUCCGAAACAACAUUUUAACUGGUACAAUUCCAUAAUCAAUGAGUCAGCUCAAAGGUCUAGAAAAUCUUGACCUCUCAGGCAACAAUUUGUCCAGUCAAAUUCCCAAGUUCCUCGCCAACAUUACCAUGCUCAAUUACCUAAACCUUUCAUUCAAUAGAUUUGUUGGUGAAGUCCCAAAUGUUGGUGUUUUUGCAAAUGCCACUGCGUUCUCGAUCCAGGGGAAUUCCAAAAUCUGCGGUGGCAUACCUGUUCUACAUUUGCCUCCAUGCUCUUCACAAUUAGAAAACAAAAGGCAUAAAUCUCUAGUGAUUCCUAUUGUUACUCCUCUGGUUGCAUCUAUAGUCAUCCUUCUGUUGAUCUUCUUAUUUCUUUCAUGGCACAAAGGCACAAGCACUAAAAUUCCUUCAACAAAAUCCAUGCAAGGCCACCCAUUGACCUCCUAUGCACAACUACUAAGAACAACAGAUGGUUUCUCGACAACAAACUUGUUGGGCUCAGGAGCAUUUGGGACUGUAUUCAAAGGAAAUAUAGAGUCCCAACCUGGUGGACGCACAAGGCUUGUUGCCAUUAAGGUACUAAAACUUCAAACUCCUGGGGCAGUCAAGAGUUUCAUUGCGGAGUGCGAAGCACUGCGAAACCUGCGGCACCGAAAUCUGGUCAAGAUAAUUACAGCAUGUUCAAGCAUUGAUAACAGAGGGAAUGACUUCAAAGCGAUUGUGUUUGACUUCAUGCCUAAUGGUAGUUUAGAAGACUGGCUGCAUCCUGACACAAAUGACAAAACAGCCAAGUGCUUGAAUCUCCUCGAGAGAGUUUCAAUACUGCUUGAUGUGGCCAAUGCGUUGGAUUACUUGCAUUGUCAUGGCCAUGCACCAGUUUUACAUUGUGAUCUGAAACCAAGCAAUGUGCUCUUAGAUAAUGAGAUGGUAGCCCAUCUUGGAGACUUUGGACUCGCUAAGAUUCUUAUUGAGACCAGCUCAAUUCUUCAAGAGUCAACAAGCUCAAUGGGAUUUAGAGGGACAAUUGGGUACGCACCUCCAGAGUACGUUGCUGGAAAUAUUGUAUCGACACAGUCCGAUAUCUACAGUUUUGGAAUUCUUGUGUUAGAAAUAGUAACCGGGAAGAAGCCAACUGAUAGCAAAUUCAUAGAAGGAUUGAGCCUUCGUCAUUAUGCUGAAUUAGGUCUAUGUGGUAAAGUGAAGGAUGUAGUCGACGCCCGGCUGUCUCUGAGCCUCGAGAAUGAGCUUCUGACAACAGAUAAUUGCCUGUACAAACUGGAGAUUGAUUGUGUGGUUUCACUGCUUGGACUUGCUCUCAUGACAUGCCAUCAAGAAGGACGACAACGGGAAAUAUCGUGAAGGAACUGCAUGCCAUCAAAAUAUCUCUUCUUUUGUAUCCAGAAUCUGGUGAAUUAAGGCACUGUACUUUUGUUUUUGCAUCUAGAGCAGAUUCCAGGGAUGAAAUUUCCCAGUUACACCGAAAAUUCAUCAUUUCUGUCCUACACUCCUACUUCUGUCGGAACGAGAACAACUCACUCCAAGAGCCUAGAGAAGUAUAGUAUGCUGGUAGAAUCGUCAUGGUUAUGAUGUACCACUAUUUACUCAGUUCUGGACAAGUCAGUCCAAAAGCAAUUGCCAACAUAGUUUGUCAUCAAUGUAUAGCAAUCUAUAGCAAGUUCUUAAUUAUCAUGUUUAUGCGUCAAAGUAAUCAGGAUCCGGAAGCAGGUGCCAUCAAUGCACAGCAAGUUUCAACCGUCUUUAUAUUGUACAUCAGUACAUCCAGGCAACAGUGUGAAUGACACCAGAGGCAGUUUAUUU